AUCCUGUUUGAUCCUGAUUCCCCUCUUCCAGUCUCCCCCUCUUAUCUGCUGAUAAGACAUAUCGUGUGGAGUCACUCUGCACAUGCUCAGUUUGGUGUGUAUUGCUAGAGAGAGUGCAUGUGAUCAGCACAGGGCCAAAUCUGCACUGGCCAGACAGAGGUCAGGGGUUCUGCAUCCUCCUAGAGCAGAAAGAAAACACCUCCUUUAAGCUUUAACCAGUGCUCUGCUGAACACUGAUCACAAGACUGCUCUAACUGUUGAUGGGAAAAGGUAUUUAGCAGUUUAUAUUUACUAA
This is a messenger RNA of Staurois parvus, 295 nucleotides long. NCBI's taxonomy places the organism in Eukaryota, Metazoa, Chordata, Amphibia, Anura, Ranidae. The record is from the annotation of a GenBank genome assembly.